AUGACUGAAAUUUUAGCUGGUUCAUUUUGGGGAGGUAGCAAUGUGGGAUGGUCAGCAAAAAAUUCUCAGGGCUUUUCAGGUGGCAUUCUUGUGUUGUGGAACAAGGAGGUGGUAGAUGUUAUCUUCAGCUUUAAGGGUGAAGGGUUUUUGGGCAUUUGUGCUAUCUUUAAAGGUGUGAUCUGUUAUUUUGUUAGUGUGUAUUCUUCCUGUUAUAUUGGCUUAAAGAGAAGGAUGUGGGAGGAAUUAUUGACGCUGAGAAGGAGUUGGGUGGAUGGUGAAUGGUGUUUAGGCGGGGACUUUAACUCAAUUCGUUGUGCUUCAAAAAGAAUUGGAACGGGUUCGCUUUUUAGGUCUCAGGAAGCUUCGGAAUUCAAUGAUUUCAUUGAAUUGAUGGAGGUGGAGGAUCUGCCCACAGGCGAAAGGAAAUUUUCUUGGUGUCGGGGUGGAAGGAAGGUGAUGAGCAUAAUAGAUAGGUUUUUGUUGUCAGAAGGUUUCAUAGAGUUAAUUUCUGCUGAGUCUCAGGAAAUUGGCAAAAAAGAUAUCUCAGACCAUAGUCCAGUAUGGUUGAAAUGCAACAAAACCAAUUGGGGUCCAAAACCGUUUCGAUCCCUAGAAUGUUGGCUGGAUCAUCCGCAAUUGGUGAGUUUUGUGCCCGAUGAAUGGAGUAAAAUGGAAGUUUCAGGCUCCUGUGCUUUCGUGAUUAAGGAGAAACUCAAAGUAUUAAAGGAGAGGUUACGGUGGUGGAACAAAACGGUGUUCGGGUGGGUUGAUCUCAUCAUAGAUAAAGCGGUAACAGAGAUAAAUGGUUGUGAUGACUUAGUGAUGGAAGCGGUGUCACCUGUGAAUGAGCAAAUUUUCAACGAUAGAGCAAAGGCAAGUUCGGAAUUCUGGAAUAAUUUACAGCGUCGCGAGAGUAUAUUGAAGCAAAAGUCAAGGGUUAGGUGGGUAAAGGAGGGGGAUCAGAUUACGAAGUUUUUCCAUAAUUCUUUGAAGAGUAGAAGGAGGAGGAACACAAUGGUGGGAGUGAAUUCUUCAACGGGAAGGGUUGAAUCGGUUGAAGGAGUGAAGGAGGUUCAAAGGUUUUUUGAGGAUAAAUAUGUAGAGUCUAGUUUGUCUCGUCCCCGAUUGGAAGGUUUGGAUUUUCCAAUGUUAUCGUCUUCGGUCGUCCAACAGUUGGAAGCUCCUUUUACCAUGCAGGAAGUGAAAGGUGUUGUGUGGGAAUGUGAUGGGGAAAAUGUCCAGGUCCAGAUGGUUUCAACUUCAAUUUUCUGA
Molecule: messenger RNA, 1272 nt
Organism: Vicia villosa (hairy vetch)
Lineage: Eukaryota; Viridiplantae; Streptophyta; Magnoliopsida; Fabales; Fabaceae
Exons: 1
Coding region: 1-1272 (423 amino acids)
Source: RefSeq, a predicted model, not a curated record